Molecule: messenger RNA, 1385 nt
Organism: Suncus etruscus (white-toothed pygmy shrew)
Lineage: Eukaryota; Metazoa; Chordata; Mammalia; Eulipotyphla; Soricidae
Gene: NIPAL1
Product: NIPA like domain containing 1
Exons: 6
Coding region: 1-1287 (428 amino acids)
Biological process (GO): magnesium ion transport
Cellular component (GO): membrane
Molecular function (GO): magnesium ion transmembrane transporter activity
Source: RefSeq, a predicted model, not a curated record
AUGGUGAUUCUGGAUGAUGGAGGCAUCAUAUGUGGCUUCAGCCUAGUGGGGGCUUGGCCCUCUUCUGAGAUUGCCAGCUUUGUGUAUGUGGACCAGUGCUAUGUGCUGUCUCUGGUCUGCUCAAACUACUCCCAGGCUUGGUGUUCAAUCACAAAUGUAUCACAGCUGCUGGCUUCAGCAUUCUACAAGAGCCCGAAUGCCAGCAUAACCAACCUGAGCAUUUCUGCUAGUAUCAAAAACAAAUACAGCCUGUAUGUAGGCCUGGUACUGGCAUUAUGUUCUGGCAUUUUUAUUGGCUCCAGCUUUAUACUGAAAAAGAAAGGCCUCUUGAAGUUGGCCAACAAAGGUUUUACCCGAGCAGGACAAGGGGGGCAUUCAUAUCUCAAGGAAUGGCUCUGGUGGGCAGGGCUAUUGUCAAUGGGAGUAGGAGAAGCUGCAAAUUUUGCUGCUUAUACUUUUGCACCUGCCACCUUGAUCUCCCCUCUAGGUGCUCUAAGUGUUCUCGUAAGUGCAAUAUUGUCUUCCUAUUUUUUAAGUGAGCACUUGAACAUUCAUGGGAAAAUAGGCUGUAUAUUAAGUAUAUUGGGCUCAACUGUGAUGGUCAUCCAUGCCCCACAAGAAGAGGAAGUUGCUUCUUUACAUGAACUGGAAAUGAAAUUGAGAGACCCAGGUUUUAUUUCCUUUGCUGUCAUUGUAAUUGUGAUCUGCUUGGUGCUGAUUUUGAUUGUGGCUCCCAAGAAAGGACAGAGCAAUAUAUUAGUCUACAUUUCAAUCUGUUCAUUGAUUGGGGCAUUUUCAGUAUCCUCUGUCAAAGGCCUGGGAAUUGCUAUCAAGGAACUAUUGGAAUGGAAGCCAGUUUACAAGCAUCCCCUCAUCUUUGUUUUAUUAGCCGUGCUUGUGCUUUCAGUGGCAACACAGAUUAACUAUCUCAACAAAGCUCUGGACACCUUUAAUAUAUCUCUGGUGACUCCUAUUUAUUAUGUGUUCUUCACUUCCAUGGUAAUGACUUGCUCUGCCAUCUUAUUCCAGGAAUGGUAUGGCAUGAAAGCUGGAGAUAUCAUUGGGACCUUGAGUGGGUUCUUCACCAUUAUCAAUGGCAUCUUUCUUUUACAUGCUUUUAAAAACACAGACAUUACCUGGAGUGAGCUGACAUCCACUAAGAAAGAAGUUUUCUCUCCGAAUGGCAAUGAAGAUAAAUAUGUCUUACUAGAGAAUAUAGAAAAUUCAACCCAAGAAUAUGAGGAUGAUGUCACCUUGUUUACCAGAACUAGUAACCAAAGACUUUAAGAACCCUGGAUUGUAACCAAUUUGAGACAAUGGAAAAGUGGUAUAUCUGAUUCUUGGAGACAUUGUUAGAAACAUUAUAAUUUUUAAAGCUUUUUUCU